This is a messenger RNA of Corticium candelabrum, 842 nucleotides long. RefSeq lists its product as uncharacterized. The transcript has 6 exons. The record is from RefSeq and is a predicted model, not a curated record. Lineage: Eukaryota; Metazoa; Porifera; Homoscleromorpha; Homosclerophorida; Plakinidae. Bases 66 to 722 code for a protein of 218 amino acids.
ACAUAAACUAGGCGUGGCAGUGAAGUCAUAGCCAUUUUAGAUUGAUCGAGUCGAUUGCAGCACUAAUGACAUCGUUUUGCGCCUCUCUGUUUGUUUUUUCAUCGCUCUUGCACGCCUCUAUUGCAUGUCAGCAACUCGGCAUGUACAAACCUAUUCCUGAAAGCGCCUACGACCUGUUGCCCGCGUCUUCAGACGACAUCAGCAAGAAUCCGUACGGAUAUUAUGUGACGUCUCUUCCAAGCAUCGAAGACACGGCAACUCCAGAUCCGUGCGUGCAAAUCAUGGCGCCUGCUCAGUACAUGGUAGAGAUCAUGAUGCAAGCCGUCACUGGCAGUUUCCAAAUAUGUGGGAAAGAUGAUUCCAGUGAUCCCGUCGAAUUUUGUGGUGCUGGUGAAGUUCGAUAUUGUGGUGCUAUUCCAAAGAACAACCCAACAUACACAUUCUUUUGUGAAAAUUCAUGUGAGACAUCCGAUAAUUCAUUUUUUUUCUAUCGUUUCUACAUACAAAACUCAACAGAAUUGGUGCAAGAUCCACAAGAUUGGUGUCAGAAUCGUAAUCCCAGUGAGUUCCCAAAAUCUCUACAAAGGCUGCCGGAUUCGAUCAACAAUGUGCCUGAUGCCCCAAAGGAUCGUGACGUGGGAUUAGGUGCGGGCAUCAUUUCAUCUCCCUCAUUCUUUGUCAUCUUUAUAUCUCUUUUUACUCUUUUGCUCACUUUUCUGUGACAUUGAUAUUAACUUGUGUGACAUUGAAUGCAACCGUUGUUGCAUCUUUAUAAUGUUAUGUGCAUGGCUGACUUCUUGUCGAUGCUGGACGUACCAGGAAGCCAGGAAGUUUUAUGAUUA